AUGCGAGAUUAUCUUCGCCACAUUCUAGUCGGAUUAAGCGUGUCGGGCCUUGGAUGGGCCGCUGCUGUGCAGCGCGAUGUUGAGGUCCUCCGUUUUCAUGACCUUGGAGGCGUAACAGCGGACUCCCUGCACAACGUCCAUGUGGAUUUCCUUGACGAAUCCUUCGAAGGACAUCUGAAGCUUGUCUAUGGAGGGUGCGAUAUUGAAAGCCCUGUUCAUGGACAUCAUGAGGUUGGCAGCAUGUUCAUCAAACGGGACGCAAGGCCAGACCGAUUCGUCUGGAUAACCCCUGCCGAUGCACCUCAUGCACACUGCCUUCAUGCGUUCUCCGGAUCGACAUCGCUUGGCCGAUCCUCGCCAAUCGCAGUAACCUAUUCCAUUGCCAAGCGCGAGAGCAUUGCAGAUGUGGCCGACACAAUGGGCCCCUGGUUCGAUGGGGUCGCUUACAUGAAGUCUAAGAAAAACAGUGCCACCUUCGCCUCCAAGGCGAAGAACACAUCGGUCGCCAUUCUCGGAGGUGGCAUGUCUGGGCUCAUGACAAGCCACUUGCUCGAGUCUGUUGGGAUCCACAACUGGCACAUCUUCGAAUCGUCCGAGCGCGUUGGCGGACGUAUUCGCACCAAGUAUCUGAACAACACUCGCCCAGAUCAGUACCAGUAUCAGGAGAUGGGCCCGAUGAGAUUCCCCGUUAGCAUAACCUAUGCGGAUACCAAUGAGACCCUCGAAAUCAUGGAUCACCGCAUGGUCUUCCAGCUUGCCGGUGUGCUCAACCAGAUGAAUGCUGAUAGACCCGAUCUUCAAGUCAACUUCAUUCCUUGGGUCCAAAGCAGCCCAAAUGUCCCGGCCGCCUCAGGUGGAAACCGUUUACCUGAUGGGCGGAUUCCCACCGUAGCUCAGGUCGCAGCCAACUCCUCGCUUGUCUACACGGCCGCAUCGUCCAAUGCAACGGCCGUUGCUGAUGCCGAAGCCGCUUAUGCAAACUACACCGCACUGGAUGACCGAGCUACGAUCCGUGCAAUUGCAACCAACAUGUACCAGGCCCAUAAAAAGGCUGUUGAGGAUGGCAUGUUCCAUUGGUCUGAAGCCGGAUACUUGCGCUAUGCCCUGGGUAAUAACGCCAACAUCACUGAUUAUGUGGCAGGGACAACUGACUCUCCUAUCUGGGGGGACUUUUACGACGGUGUCUACUUUACUGCGACUAAAUGGCGCACCAUCGACAAGGGUCUGGAGUCCCUGCCGCGCGCCUUCUACCCCCACGUCGCGGACAAGGUUACUUUCAACCGUACCGUUCAAGGUCUAAUCUACAAUGAGACCACUGGCAAAAUUUCGGUUGCUUGGCGGGACGACCCCUUGAAGAUGACUCCCGAAACGGCGGAAUUUGACUAUGCAGUUGUUGCAGUGCCCUUCAGCAAAGUCCGGCUUUGGGAUCUGCCCCGAUACUCCUCCCUCCUCAGCCGCGCCAUCUCAUCCCUGAACUACGACCCCGCCUGCAAGUUGGCUCUGCUGUACAAGACUCGCUUCUGGGAGCACAUGGAGAAUCCUAUCUUCGGCGGCUGCGGCGCUGUGGAUAUAUCAGGCGUGGGAAGCGUCUGCUACCCAUCGUAUAAUAUGAACGGCACCGGACCGGGGGUAAUUCUCUCCUCAUAUAUUUCCGGCACUCUAGCGCGCUCUGCAGCAGCUCUCAACCCUGAAGAGCACGUCGCACUCAUUCAGCGCGCAAUGGUCGAAGUACACGGUGACAUCGCUGCUGAGCAGUUCACUGGCAUUUACGACCGCCAAUGCUGGGAGUUCGACCGACACCAGGCCGGUGCGUGGGCGGAUCCGCUUGUCGGGCAGCAGGAGCUGUACCUACCGGCAUACUAUCAGACGGAAUUCAAGACCAUUUUCAUCGGCGAGCAUACGAGCUACACGCACGCAUGGAUAUUUUCGGCGCUGGAUUCUGCCGUACGGGGGACGACUCAAUUGUUACUGGAUCUGGGGCUAGUUGAUGAGGCCAAGUCUAUUGUUGAGACAUGGAUGGGAAGGUGGAUUAAGCUGUGA
Messenger RNA from Penicillium canariense, 2040 nucleotides. RefSeq names its product flavin monoamine oxidase family protein. Gene Ontology annotation, molecular function: L-amino-acid oxidase activity; polyamine oxidase activity. The record is from RefSeq and is a predicted model, not a curated record. NCBI's taxonomy places the organism in Eukaryota, Fungi, Ascomycota, Eurotiomycetes, Eurotiales, Aspergillaceae. The transcript has a single exon. Gene Ontology annotation, biological process: amino acid catabolic process. The coding region runs from base 1 to 2040 and encodes 679 amino acids.